Messenger RNA from Racocetra persica, 684 nucleotides. Lineage: Eukaryota; Fungi; Glomeromycota; Glomeromycetes; Diversisporales; Gigasporaceae. The record is from the annotation of a GenBank genome assembly.
AUGAAAGAUCUGGUUUAUCGCAAUCAUCAUUUAAGUCAAAUCAGCACCCGUGGCGAUGGAGUUAUCGGGGAAGAUAUAACCUUUAACAAAGAAUUAUUAAAAAAUGUCCCUUUUUUUUUAAAAGAAGUUGCUAAUUGUGAAGUGCGCGGGGAAGUUUACAUGAAAAAAGAAGAGUUUUUGCGUCUGAAUGAAAAAUUAAAAAAAUCCGGUCAUAAAUUAUUAGCCAAUCCUCGUAAUGCAGCAGCCGGCAGUUUACGCACCCUAAUUCCUCUCCAAAAUAGAAAUUUACAUUUUUUUGCUUAUCAAUUAUUUACUAGUAAUUUUCCGACCCAAUUGUCUUGCCUCCAAGAAUUAGAAAAAUUGGGGUUUGUGGUUAGUCCUGAUUAUAGUUUAUUCAGAAACAUUGAGGAAGUGGAAAAAUUUAUUCAGCAGCAAGAAAAAAAACGAGAAAGUUUGGAUUUUGAAAGUGAUGGGGUGGUGGUUAAGGUUAAUGACUACAAACAUUAUGAAAAAUUAGGCCAGACCAGCCGUUUUCCUCCAGAGAUAACUCCGGUGAUUUUACAAGGCAGCAAAAUCGGUAAAGUAACGUUACAUAAUUAUGCUUUUAUCGCUAAUUUAAAUUUGAAUAUUGGAGAUGAAGUAAUAAUUAAGAAAGCUGGGGAUGUUAUUCCCCAAAUAACCAAA